Pochonia chlamydosporia 170 is the source of this 1665-nucleotide messenger RNA. Its product is annotated as basic-leucine zipper (bZIP) transcription factor. Gene Ontology annotation, biological process: regulation of DNA-templated transcription. Gene Ontology annotation, molecular function: DNA-binding transcription factor activity. The transcript has a single exon. The coding region runs from base 1 to 1665 and encodes 554 amino acids. The record is from RefSeq and is a predicted model, not a curated record. NCBI's taxonomy places the organism in Eukaryota, Fungi, Ascomycota, Sordariomycetes, Hypocreales, Clavicipitaceae.
AUGUCCCAGAGAGACCCUGCGACUCGACCUGCCUCUCGUCGAACUUCCACGUCUCCGGUCACAUCAGGAGAAUCAGGAGCUCGCCAUUUUGGACAAACCGCCGGUGGCCAUGACGUGAAUAGUGAUACAGUGAAGUUGUUACCCAAGGAGACCCCUGGUCGAGAUCAACAACUGCCUGGCUCCAAGUCCUUAGGCAUGCUGAACAUAUUGAACCCCUCAGAUUCACGACCAAGGGACUCACACGGGGUCCAUGAUACCCCUUCGCAAGCGGGACAGUCUACCAGCGCAUAUUCAUCUUGGACGACGCAUGGCGCUACGCGGCAUCCGGCUCCUGGCCACUCGGCGUCGGCAUCAUAUCCCGGAACCCCGGUAGGAAACCUCAACUUGGGACCACCGGGAUCCGAACGACAAUCACCAACGGUGAGCUAUCCGUUCCCAAACAUGAGCGAACCCAGGAAAAUUCUUAGCCCAAAGGUGGCGCGGCCCUCGAGCCUAAGUCAAAGUAGCGGUUUCCCUCGCGAGUUCGAGCCUAGGUCGCAUAAUUACGUCCCUUCAGUAUCUCCUGCCAAACGUCCCUACGAAGGCGAAGGCCUGGACGAACCAAGGCUUCCCAGUUUACAUCAGACUCCACGAAUUGCCCAUGCCUCCGGCUCUCAAUCUCUCACUCCACCGUCACGAUCUCUUUCUCAACCAGUGAGUCGGGCCUCCGACGUUUCUCUCCUUCAGGGGCAAGCCGGACCGUCUAGAGAGGUUCAUGGACCGCCCUCUCACUCUCAAUUUCAACACGGACAGCUACAAGGUCAACUACCAGCUGUUAGUCGGCCACCUGAGGGCUCCUCGACUUGGACGGAGGUCAUGCGGCGAUCCGGCAUGGGGUCCGGGCCAGGAGGGAUGGAGGGACAGCAAGCCUACAUGACAUUGCCAGGCAGUGAUACACCAAUACCCGUCCAAGUUGAUUAUUCACAAGCCUCCAGGAAGGCGGAUGAAAAACGUCAACGCAAUGCGAAAGCAUCUACAAGACAUCGUCGGAAGAAAAAAACGCUCCAAGAGGAGAACGUGAGGCAACUACAGGAACUCAAGGACGAGCGGCAACAAAUGUCUGAUGAAAUAGACUAUUUAAGGCGACAACGCGAUUUUUACAGGGACGAGAGAAAUCGACUUCGAGAGAUCGUGUCUCGAACACCCGGCAUUCACCAGCAUGCACACGGGCCGCGAAGCCCAACUCCAAGCAGGAGUGUUGGCUCUCACACAGACCACAGCCCCGUGUCGCAGCACCUCAUGCCUACCACGAGCCAAGGCUAUGUAAGCGAUCCUAAUUCUGCAGAUCGAGCAGUACAACUACCGAAGAUGGAAGAACGACCAGAGUUUCCGGGACCUGGGCUUCCUCCUGGGGUGGCCCCGUCUGGGUUGGCGUCGGCUCAUGGUCAACCAUACGGUGUUCCGCCUCGCCCUCCUUCUGCGGCAUCGUCUGGGGGCGGGGAACGGCUACCACCUCUAAGAGCGAUGGAAGGACCACCACCAACGGUCCAACAUGUUGGGCCGGGACAAGCACACGAACGGGAUCCAAGGACAGGUCAAUGGCGACCCGUGCCUCCCCGUCAGGUUGAAACGGGUUGGGCCACUGGCCCAAGAAAGUCGGGAGACCACCAGAUUCACCCUUGGUGA